Molecule: messenger RNA, 1827 nt
Organism: Kwoniella botswanensis
Lineage: Eukaryota; Fungi; Basidiomycota; Tremellomycetes; Tremellales; Cryptococcaceae
Exons: 5
Coding region: 1-1827 (608 amino acids)
Source: RefSeq, a predicted model, not a curated record
AUGCCAUCCUUGUCCGAUACGCUCGAAUCACUUUCAUCACGAACAUCCGAAUUAGCCUAUUUGACAACCCUCAAUUCCCGGCCGGCAGGUAAAUUUACUCAAGCCUACCUCAACUUACCUUCUUCGUCUUCAUCCUCUUCGAGUGGUUAUAGAAGGAAUGGGAAUGUAUUAGAGUUGAUAAGAGAUUCGAACGAUGGCGAAAGGAGGUUGUUCAGAUUCGUUGGUGAAUCCAAUUCGUUAGGUGAUGGGUCCGGGGGAGGAGGGAAUAAAAGAGUGGAGAAAAGAGAAAACGUCUUGGUAACUCCCCUUAAACAACUCAAGUCACAUGUUGGAGGGAAAGGUAAAUCGACGGAGGGAGGGGGACGAGGGAGGGAUGAAGUGGAGAUUGUAUUGAGGACAGCCAUGAAGUUGGUAGAUGAUUACCGACCAAUGCCUAGAGCCAGAGCACAUAUAGCCGAUUUACUCGAUUCGCAUCAUUCUUCUCAAGAGAGAUUGAUCGAGUUAGAAAGAUUGAUCGAAGAGGCCAGUAAACCCAUAUCUACCCCUUCUCUUUCCGCUUCAACCUCUACCACUGUCAAACCCUCUUCAACUCCUGAAUCCUCAUCAUCAUCAACAGCCGACCAGCCCAAACUCACCCCGGAGGAAGCUAUCAAAGCUGAAGAAGCCUCUCUUAGAGCAUUGGAAGCUUCCCUCAUCCCUUUACGAAAAUCAUAUCAAGCCAACCAAUCUGAUUCUCCUCCACCUUCUACAAGACAAUUACCCUCUUCCCCUCCUCCAACUACCACAACCACAAUGCAAAAGCAAACUCCCGCCAAACCAGCAUUUGGAAUUCCAACACAGACGCCAGCAAGGGAGAUGCCGCAUGUGACGAAUAGCUUGGUCGUCAAUGGGAUGACACCGAGACGAAUCGAUAGAUUCUCGCCUUUGAAACUUAUCACUCCCCGAGAACCUUUAGGUCCAAGUGGAUUGGGGGAUUCUCAAAGUGCUGCGGGAGCAGGGGCAGGAAGGAGAAGUAUAUUUGGUAGAGCUAGUAUAAUUGGAACUCAUAAGGUGACAAGUGGUAGUAGAGGUGAAACGGGAUCUUUGGGAGCAAGUACGAGCGGACCAUUUAGUACGCCUUAUAAUACGAUGAUAUCUGAGGUAGAGAUGCGAAAUCAAGAACAACAACCAGAGAGAGCUGGACCUGGACUCGAAGAGAAGGAAGAUCAAGAUCAAACUAUCCGCAUACCCCGUCCUGCGUCUCCACCUACUUUAGCACGUGUCAUAGAUACGCCUUCUGCACAUGCCAAACCACAGGAAGAGCCACAGGUGGACAAUAUACGCAAAGCCGGUGGGGCUGAGAAGAUUAGUGAGGGGGAUGGUGGUAUGGCGGGUAUCGAUUUGAAUAAUGAGAAUGUCAAAGCUGGUAUCGCCAAAGUAUGGAGCACGUUAGGUGAGAUGAUGCGUCAAGGUAUGAAAGAUGGUCAAACUGUCAAUGAAGAUGUGGAAUCUUCGAUUAAACACCUCAUUCACCUCUCUUCAUCCGAUUUACCGUCCCCUCCAUCCCCAUCAUCAUCUUCCAUCUCUUCCCUUUCCGCCCCUGCCAACGUUAGUAAACCAAUAACAUCCGAAACCAUCUUAUUCUCGCAUCUCAUACUGUCCAUAUUGAGACAGCCCGAUGGAGUAGAUAUGAACGAAUUGAAAGAGCAUCUAGCAUCAAUUGCCAAAGCACGCAAUUUCGAUGGUGCUUCGAGUAAUUCUACGAAGAUCAUUUAUGCUGCUGUAGGAAAGAGGAUGGUAAGGAUUGAUAGAAAAGGAGGGAUGGUAAAAGUCAAAUUUGCGGAAUGA